Messenger RNA from Theobroma umbraticum, 1631 nucleotides. Its product is annotated as zinc finger protein CONSTANS-LIKE 16-like. Gene Ontology annotation, biological process: regulation of DNA-templated transcription. Gene Ontology annotation, cellular component: nucleus. The record is from RefSeq and is a predicted model, not a curated record. Gene Ontology annotation, molecular function: zinc ion binding; protein binding. Lineage: Eukaryota; Viridiplantae; Streptophyta; Magnoliopsida; Malvales; Malvaceae.
AAUUAUAACAUUUCCAAGAGGUUCUGAAAACAAAGCGCAAUUCUACAUUUCCCGUUGCCCUUUGGGUUUCUUUCGUUUUACUCUGAUUUUAUUUUUUAGAUUAAUUUCUAAUUAAGCUUGACAACUUUUUUUUUUUUGGUUAGAACCCCAAGUAUUUGUUUAAUUUGAAUCAGUCCGGACAAUAGCUCCAUGAUUUCUACAAAAAAUGUGGCCAACGCCGUUGGUGGCAAAACGGCAAGAGCUUGUGAUAGCUGUAUAAAGAAACGGGCUCGUUGGUACUGUGCUGCUGAUGAUGCUUUUCUUUGCCAAGCCUGUGAUUCUUCUGUUCACUCGGCUAACUCACUUGCUCGUAGACAUGAAAGGGUUCGAUUGAAAACUGCUUCUGUUCAGUCCUCUGGUCAUGAAGCUCCUUUGGAGAGCUUUGCACCAUCUUGGCAUAAAGGGUUUACCAGAAAGGCAAGGACGAGGCGACCCACAAAGGCUUCUAUUCAUCAAAAGCUAAAAGCUAAGCAUACGAAAAGGAACAGCAACCCCUUUCCUCUCGUUCCUGAAAUUGGUGCUGAUGAGAUAUCGUAUGAAGAGAAUGAAGAGGAGCAGCUUCUUUAUAGGGUACCAAUAUUUGAUCCCCUUGUUGCUGAACUAUGCACUUCUACUACGUCAAAUGAAGCUGCUGUGAGUGCUGUAGGAAACGACGUUGAAACAGCUGAUGCUGCUGUUAGCGAAUCUAAAGCUUUCCUGGCUUGUAAUGGACAAGAUGCUGAUGGUUCACAUGGGCUUUUCCCGUCUGAGAUGGAUCUUGCAGAGUUUGCAGCUGAUGUUGAGAGUUUGCUUGGUAAGGGUCUUGAAAAUGAGUCCUUUGGCAUGGAGGACCUGGGGCUAAUGGACUCUAAAGAGAAGGACUUCAGGGACUGUUCCUUAGGAAACGGUAAAGUGAAGAUUGAAGAUGAAGAGAGUUUUGAAGCUGUUGGGGCGUGCCAGGUCGAUUCUGAAAUCGAUAUGGCGAGGGAACCCCUCGAAUUGAAUUUUAACUGUGAUUCUCCAUGCAACUGUGGAGAGGAAGAUAAGUCGGUAAAGGAAGAGGUAACUGUGAAGAGUUAUGAGGAAUACGAGGAGGAUACUGCAAAAAAGAAGAAGAGGAAGAUACUUUUGAGCCUGGAUUAUGAAUCGGUAAUCACUGCCUGGGCAAGCCAAGGAUCUCCAUGGACUUCUGGUGGCCGCCCAGAUUUUGACCCAGAUGAAUGCUGGCCUGAUUGCAUGGGCACUGGUGGAACAGAAGUUCACCACACCUAUAGUGAUUUGACUGGAAUGGGAGCCCACCAGGCAUUGGGAGAUGGAGGAAGAGAAGCAAGAGUAUCAAGGUAUAGAGAGAAGAGGAGAACAAGGUUGUUCUCGAAGAAAAUAAGGUACGAGGUUCGCAAACUGAAUGCGGAGAAGAGGCGAAUGAAAGGGAGGUUCGUCAAGAGGGCAUCCUUUCUUGCAGGACCUGCUUUUCCUUUGGUCAGCAAAUAGCUGUUUGAACAAUUUGUUAGUACUAAUCACCACUGAACUGAUGUGAAUAACUGGCUAGUAUUUAGGCCUUCAAUGUUCUAUACUCUCCAAAUAAUUAACAAAUAAAAGGCCAUUUUCUUUGU